UACCGACGAUGUUCGCUUUCGGUCGUUAUGUCUUACUCCUAUGCGGUUUGCUCUCCAGAGCUAUAAACCCUAGGCCCUCCUACGUAGGUAGUAUGAUCGCUAGCGAUUGAGAUUUCUUGAAUCUGUGGUAGCAGUUAUUCUUUGUUCUUUCCAUUUCUAUCUUUUGUAUUCCACUCCCUUAAUUUUUAAUUCCUUCUUAAGCAUCACAUCCGUAGCCAUGCGCUCUACACUAUCCCAGACGCUGUUCCAAGCAGGCCGGUCAUGGCAACCAAGCACAGCACUCCGGCUACUCACACGACUAUCAUAUUCCACAAGUACCCCUACUCAUGGCGCACAUCACAUCCAAACACGAAUGCCCCCAAAGGAGACAAUCAAGAACGGACAUCGAUUCAAGGAAUUCGACCUGAAUGACCGCGUCUAUGCCAUAACCGGCGGUGGAAGAGGACUCGGUCUGGCCAUGGCCGAAGCCCUAAUGGAAGCCGGCGCCAAAGUAUACUGCCUCGACCGUCUCGAAAACCCCCACCCAGACUUCAUGGCCGCAAAAGAGCAUGCAGAAACCAACUACGGCGGCAGCCUAGAAUAUUACCGAAUUGACGUCCGCGACGACGCAGAGGUAAACAACGUGUUUGCUGAAAUCGCCGGCCAGAACAAGCGUCUGGACGGCCUGAUCGCCGCCGCGGGAAUCAACCACCUCCAGAGUGCCCUGGAGCACUCCCAGACUGCCAUGAACGAAGUCAUGCAAAUCAACUACAAUGGAGUCUUCAACUCCGCCACCGCCGCCGCCCGCCAGAUGUUCAACUACCAGCAGAAGGGCUCCAUCCUGCUCAUCGCGAGCAUGAGCGGCCUCAUCGCCAACAAGGGGAUGACUUCCCCGGUCUAUAACUCGUCCAAAGCGGCGGUCAUCCAGCUCGCCCGCUCUCUGGCUAUGGAAUGGGGCCGGCACGGCAUCCGCGUGAACAGUCUUUGUCCCGGCCAUAUCAUUACCCCCAUGGUCGAGCAAGUGUUCCAGCAGAACCCGGCUUCUCGGGCCGUCUGGGAGGCGGAGAAUAUGCUCGGGAGACUGGCGUAUCCUGAGGAGUUCAGGGGUGCGGCCCUCUUUGCUCUCAGUGAUGCUAGUAGCUUUAUGACGGGGAGCACGAUGCUCAUCGAUGGUGGCCACACCGCGUGGUAAAUUCUGUGUAUAUUGGUUUGCACAGGGAAAAAGGGUAUAUACAUAGGUGGUUAACAAAAGUUGGC
Aspergillus alliaceus is the source of this 1236-nucleotide messenger RNA. RefSeq names its product putative short chain dehydrogenase/oxidoreductase. Lineage: Eukaryota; Fungi; Ascomycota; Eurotiomycetes; Eurotiales; Aspergillaceae. The record is from RefSeq and is a predicted model, not a curated record. Gene Ontology annotation, molecular function: oxidoreductase activity, acting on NAD(P)H, oxygen as acceptor. Bases 218 to 1171 code for a protein of 317 amino acids. The transcript is spliced from 2 exons. Gene Ontology annotation, cellular component: intracellular anatomical structure.